AACCCCCCUCCAUUUACAAAAUAAUACCCAAACAAAUUGACAAAUUCCAUUACCACAUCAAUUAUCAUACACUUUUCACAUUCCUCUAUUCCCUGCUAUUCUCAAACACCCAAUCUUAAGCUUUUAAAUUAAGCGACCUUCACUUUAAUGGCGUCGUCUCUCUCCACGAAGCAAUUUUUGGGCUCUGCCACUUCCAAUACUUCCUCUACGCUCGGAUCUGCCCAUUCUGGCUACCGCAAGCUCGCAUCUCCUCCUGCUCAGAUCUCUUUCCGCCCAACACCUCGGAAAUUCGAAGUUCAAGCUGCAGGAAGUACAUAUGGAAAUUAUUUCCGCGUUACAACAUAUGGGGAAUCACAUGGUGGCGGUGUUGGUUGCGUGGUUGAUGGUUGCCCACCCCGACUUUCAUUAUGUGAAGAAGAUUUACAAGUAGAUCUUGAUAGAAGGAGGCCGGGACAAAGCCGAAUUACUACUCCUAGAAAAGAGACAGAUACCUGCAAAAUAAUUUCAGGUGUUUCCGAAGGAGUCACGACUGGAUCUCCUAUUGCAGUGAAUGUACCUAAUACAGACCAAAGAGGACUUGAUUACAGUGAGAUGUCGAUAGCUUAUAGGCCUUCUCAUGCUGAUGCAACUUAUGAUUUCAAGUAUGGUGUGAGAUCCAUACAGGGUGGUGGACGAUCUUCUGCCAGAGAAACUAUUGGAAGAGUUGCAGCUGGAGCCAUAGCUAAGAAGAUUCUUAAGAAGUUUGCUGGAACUGAGGUCCUUGCUUAUGUAUCCCAAGCGCACAAGGUUGUGCUACCAGAGGGACUGGUCAAUGAUGAAACAUUGACUAUUGAGCAGAUAGAGAGUAAUAUCGUCAGGUGCCCUGAUCCAGAAUAUGCGGAGAAAAUGAUUGCAGCUAUAGAUGCAGUUCGAGUUAAAGGGGAUUCCGUCGGUGGUGUUGUCACUUGUAUAGUUAGAAAUGCUCCACGUGGACUCGGUUCGCCAGUUUUUGAUAAGCUCGAAGCUGAGCUGGCUAAAGCUGUUUUAUCAUUACCUGCAACGAAAGGUUUUGAGUUCGGAAGCGGCUUUGCAGGUACCUUUAUGACUGGAAGUGAACACAAUGAUGAGUUUUACAUGGAUGAACAUGGGAAAAUUAGGACCAAGACGAACCGCUCUGGUGGUAUACAGGGAGGGAUAUCUAAUGGUGAAAUUAUCAACAUGAGAAUAGGCUUCAAGCCAACCUCUACAAUUGGGAAGAAACAACAUACUGUUACAAGAGGCAAAGAUGAAACAGAUCUUAUUGCCCGAGGGCGACAUGAUCCCUGUGUUGUCCCACGAGCUGUUCCUAUGGUGGAAGCAAUGGUCGCGCUGGUGCUUGUUGAUCAAUUGUUGGCACAGUAUGCACAAUGUCAGCUAUUUCCCAUCAAUCCUGCCUUGCAGGAACCCAUGGAGUUGCCAAAGCUUGAUGAAGCUAGCAUCUAAGUUUAGCCACUGGGGGUUUUCUGCAAAGCCUGUAAAUUAGAAGGCCAUUUCAUAUGCUGUUUGUCAUUUGUAUCAUAUUUGAACUUAUUGAGCGUUUUUGUCUCACAAAUCAUUUCAAUUUUUUGUAUGCGUUAUUUUCUUUUCCCCACCAUUUAUUAUGUAGACAAGUUAACACAUUAGUUUGUAACAAAAUGGAAUUAUUGCGAUAUCAAUAAAGCUAUUCAACAGAUCAUUCUACACUCUGAA
Beta vulgaris subsp. vulgaris (sugar beet) is the source of this 1707-nucleotide messenger RNA. Its product is annotated as chorismate synthase 1, chloroplastic. The transcript has 13 exons. Gene Ontology annotation, cellular component: cytosol. Gene Ontology annotation, molecular function: chorismate synthase activity; FMN binding. NCBI's taxonomy places the organism in Eukaryota, Viridiplantae, Streptophyta, Magnoliopsida, Caryophyllales, Amaranthaceae. The record is from RefSeq and is a predicted model, not a curated record. Bases 148 to 1461 code for a protein of 437 amino acids. Gene Ontology annotation, biological process: aromatic amino acid biosynthetic process; chorismate biosynthetic process.